This is a messenger RNA of Xenia sp. Carnegie-2017, 1283 nucleotides long. RefSeq lists its product as uncharacterized. The transcript has 2 exons. The record is from RefSeq and is a predicted model, not a curated record. Lineage: Eukaryota; Metazoa; Cnidaria; Anthozoa; Malacalcyonacea; Xeniidae. Bases 207 to 1283 code for a protein of 358 amino acids.
AAAGUUUGCGAAUGCUCGUGUGUGUAGCGACCACUUCAUAUCAGGCAAACCAGCAGACCUACAAAAGAAAGAUGACCCAGACUGGGCACCAAGUCAAAAUCUUGGCCACAACAAUGUGAAAAAAGAGAAACACAGAACGAUCGUCUCGCUACCAAGGGAUAAUUGAAAAGAAGAGAAGAUCUGAAACUGCUAAUGCCCUUAUAGCAAUGUCAAGCGAGCAGCCCAAUGAGGUUGUUGAUAAAAUGGACACCUCUGAACCAAAGGCAAAUGAAAUGUCAACACAGACUGAUAAAACUGUUAAUGAGCUGAGGUUACUUGAAGAUGAGGUGGAUUUUCUAAGGAAGGAAAAUUCUGAUUUAAAGAAAAAAUUAUUGCAAAAGGAACUAAAUGAGGAUGCAUUUAAAGAUGAUGAUGAAAAGGUACUCUUCUAUACAGGUUUACCUACCUGGAAGCUUCUUUUGUGCCUUUACAACUUUGUGUCUGGCUUCUUGUCACAAUCAUCCAGGUGUAUGCUUAGCCCUUUCCAGAGACUCAUUCUUACAUUAAUGAGAAUGAGACUCAACCUUUCUGGUAAAGACUUAGCCUAUAGGUUUGGUGGAAUUCACGAAGCAACUGUUUCCAGAGUUUUUAUUCAAGUGAUGGAUAUUCUACAUAGCAGGCUUUGUCCACUUAUCCAUUGGCCUGAACGAGAAGCCUUAUUAAAAACAAUGCCCAUGGAUUUUCGCAAGAACUGCCCAGCAUGUGCUGUGAUAAUUGAUUGUUUUGAGAUUUUCAUCGACCGUGCAUCUAAUCCUUUAGCCAGGGCACAGACAUACUCAUCAUACAAACACCAUAACACUGUCAAGUAUUUGAUAGGAAUUACUCCCCAAGGUAGUGUAAGCUUCAUAUCUGAUGGAUGGGGUGGUCGUGUCAGUGACAAACACUUAACAGAAGAAUGUGGUCUUCUAGAAAAGCUUACCCCAGGGGAUGUAAUUCUAGCAGACAGAGGGUUUGACAUACAAGAAUCUGUUGGAUUGUAUUGUGCUCGUGUAAAGAUACCAGCUUUUACAAAAGGAAAAAAGCAAUUAAGCGGGAUUGAGGUGGAACAAACUAGGAAGAUUGCUAAUGUAAGAAUCCAUGUGGAACGUGUAAUUGGCAAUAUUCGAAAAAAAUAUGGAAUCCUUUCUGCAACUCAACCAAUAGACUUUGUUGUUUCAAAAGGAAGAAAGACCACACUUGAUAAAAUAGUAACAGUCAGCUGUGCAUUGAAUAACAUGUGUGAUUCAGUAGUCCCAUUUGAAUGA